Messenger RNA from Asparagus officinalis (garden asparagus), 1268 nucleotides. RefSeq names its product cysteine proteinase 1-like. Gene Ontology annotation, cellular component: lysosome. The annotation marks the transcript as partial. The record is from RefSeq and is a predicted model, not a curated record. The transcript has 4 exons. Gene Ontology annotation, molecular function: cysteine-type endopeptidase activity. Lineage: Eukaryota; Viridiplantae; Streptophyta; Magnoliopsida; Asparagales; Asparagaceae.
AACGGCGAAGAGCCCAUAAUCCGUCAAGUAGUCCCCGCUAACAACAUCGACGACGAUCACCUCCUCAACGCGGAACUCCACUUCACGAACUUCUUGAAAAAUUUCAAGAAGUCUUAUUCGACUCCUGAAGAGCACAAUUAUAGGCUCGGCGUAUUCAAGGCGAAUCUGAGAAGAGCGAGAAAGCAUCAGAGACUGGAUCCCACCGCUGUCCACGGAAUCACCAAGUUCUCCGAUUUGACCCCGGAAGAGUUUGAAAAGUUUUUAGGGUUGAGGAGGAAGAAGAUGGAUUUGAAGGGGGCGCACGAGGCGCCGAUCUUGCCGACGAGCGAUUUGCCGGAGGAGUUUGAUUGGAGGGAUCAUGGAGCUGUUACUGGCGUCAAGAAUCAGGGUGCCUGUGGAUCUUGUUGGGCGUUUAGUGCUUCGGGGGCUUUGGAAGGGGCGAACUUUCUGGCGACGGGGAAGCUUGUUAGCCUUAGUGAGCAGCAGAUGGUUGACUGCGACCAUGAGUGUGAUCCAUCUGAAGCUGAUGCAUGUGACCAAGGAUGCAGUGGUGGCUUGAUGACAACUGCUUUCCAGUAUUUACUCAAAUCUGGUGGUCUUGAGCGCGAGAAAGACUACCCUUACACUGGAACAGACCGUGACACCUGCAAAUUUGACAAGUCUAAGAUUUCUGCCUCAGUAACUAAUUUCAGCACCAUCUCUAUUAAUGAAGAUCAGAUUGCUGCGAAUCUUGUGAAGCACGGCCCUCUUGCAAUUGGUAUCAAUGCCGUCUUCAUGCAGACAUACAUCGGAGGCGUGUCUUGCCCAUACAUAUGCGGGAGACAUUUGGACCACGGUGUUCUUCUUGUGGGUUAUGGGUCUGCAGGAUGGGCCCCGAUCCGCCUCAAGAAUAAACCCUACUGGAUUAUAAAGAAUUCUUGGGGUGAGAACUGGGGAGAGAAUGGUUACUACAAGAUUUGCAGAGGCCACAAUGUCUGUGGUGUUGACUCCACGGUCUCUACAGUAAGUGCUCUACAUGCCACACCCCAGGGUGAGGUGACUCUAGCCGAACGCAAGAACAUGUGAAUAAAAUUCUAGUGGUUCUCAAUCUAAACUUUAGGCUUUAUAUUAUAUAAAUCAUCUGUAAUAUCUGAUAACUUGAUACUAGGCUUCUCUGCAACUUUACGUCUCUGAACAUUAUGAGGCUAGUGUGUAUUUAUCUUCACUUGUGCCUUUCUGUACAGAAAAUGCUUUUAAUGAUUUGGAUGUUUCUGAACUGCAGCAAGUCA